AUGUAAACGCAGGAGACGGGAAGUUUUGUCGAACACCACGACCGUUAUAUACGGAUGUGGGUGUCCUUCUUGUAGUUGGGAAGUUUUUUGUCAACCUGUUUAUGUAUCUAUUUAUGAAUGGUAUUUCAUUCAUUUCUGUAUUCUUUUACCGGGUUGAGAUCAUUAAGAGGUGUAUGAUUCGUUUUCUAUUUGCCUAUGGAUGACAGGUCGCAUCACGAUUCACACCUACUGGGACGACUCUAAGACGGGAUGGGGAGAUCAAGAUCACGUUCGAGGUCCAGAUCACCAAGAAGGAGGUACGAGGAGUCAAGGAGAUGGAGAUCACCAGGGAGACGUUCUGACCGAUCGGAGGGCAGAGCAUUCGAUAAGAGGAAGGAGAAGCAUCGCUCGAGGUCGACAUCUUUUUCGGGACGUAGAAGAAGGAGAAUUGUGUCGAGGGAACGGGAUGAUCGGAGAUACGAUUUCCCAUAUAACAAACCAGCCCUUGGCAACAGGGCGUGGUUCACAGUGGAGUUAAGGGACGAGUUGUAUGCGCUCAGGAGAGAGCUCGAUCGACUCAAGAAGAAGGUUGAUAAGCUGUGCGACGAGGUGAAGGAGGCGAAGGAGAUACAUCCGACUCCGGGCGUCACGACGGAACAGCUCAAAGAGGCAGUUGAGAAGGCGGUAGCAGAGGCCAGCGUUAGACAAGCUUCGUCAAUACCAAGAAGCAGUGCCUCGGCUGAGAAGCGCAAGCACGAGAGCAGCAAGAAAGAUACUGGAGGAGUUGAUGCCGAUAAUCUCAAGCGCCAACUAGAUGAGAUGAGGCAGAUCCGGUACGACUUGGCCACCCUUCGGGGCACGGUGAAUGGACUUAAGUCACCAGCCGCGAGGCAGUUUGUUUCUCCACGUGUCACGUUGCCAGCAGAGCAUCGAACGCCGGCAAAGAAGAGGACACCGGGAAAACCUGGGCCAGGACCGAGCGGGAGUAAGAAAGCUAAGCAGAGACAGAAUGAAGCACAACAGAGGAUGGUACGAUCCACGGCUACGAGGAGGAUCCUUGAAGGGAAACAGAUCUCCGAAAACAUGCUGCAGAGUCUGCAGAUGGGAGACCUCAAGAAGCUAUGCAUGAAGUAUAACAUCAAGUACAAGGGCAUGCCGCAGGCUCGCGUCGCGCCGAGGAAGAUCCCAGGGGUAAUCGUAACAGUCACGGAAGAUAUGGCAGACCCUGAGGAGAGUGGAGAGGAAGCGCAGACCAAGUAUCGGCGAGGAGAGCAGGGGAUUUCAGAAUCCAUGGCCGAUGAUGCUGAGGAAGGAGAAGUGAGCGAGUCAUCAGAGGAACCCGAUGAGGAGGACGAAGAAAAUGACGUGUCACAUGACGUGGAACCUUCGAUGAACUAGCGGCAGACAUUUCUACGUAGGGAAAAUGGUACGUGGCUUACACACGAGGUGGAAGGAACACGUACGCUCCGUACGGAAACCGAAGCACGGGCCUCAACGCAAGUUGUACUCACGGGUCAGGAAGUUUGGCGUGCACAAGUAUG
This is a messenger RNA of Chara braunii, 1520 nucleotides long. Lineage: Eukaryota; Viridiplantae; Streptophyta; Charophyceae; Charales; Characeae. The record is from the annotation of a GenBank genome assembly.